Messenger RNA from Parastagonospora nodorum SN15, 264 nucleotides. RefSeq lists its product as hypothetical. NCBI's taxonomy places the organism in Eukaryota, Fungi, Ascomycota, Dothideomycetes, Pleosporales, Phaeosphaeriaceae. The record is from RefSeq and is a predicted model, not a curated record. The coding region runs from base 1 to 264 and encodes 87 amino acids. The transcript is spliced from 2 exons.
AUGACGGCACUGUUGUCGGAAACCGUAACGCCGAUGCGCGAUUGCUGGUCCUACGUCUCUCUGCUCCGCGUCUGCCACGCUAGCAAGUCGUCUCUCGUCUCGACGUGCUUCUUUUUGCAUGACCGAAGUCGGUACGGCUUUGGCAAAUACCAAGACGCGGUCUCACCUCAGUGGCGCUGUCAACGGCCAACAGCAUCCGGAAUGCCCAAACAAGUGGACCCGGGGCACCCACGAUCUCCACAAUCCCCAGCGCUUCUGGAAUAA